Molecule: messenger RNA, 1035 nt
Organism: Pogonomyrmex barbatus (red harvester ant)
Lineage: Eukaryota; Metazoa; Arthropoda; Insecta; Hymenoptera; Formicidae
Product: retinol-binding protein pinta-like
Cellular component (GO): membrane
Molecular function (GO): phosphatidylinositol bisphosphate binding
Source: RefSeq, a predicted model, not a curated record
UGAUUGUGCAUUAUCGCGGAUGGCAGUGCACCUCUGAGACUCGCAGACGACGGUGGACGACGAUUCGCAUUCAUCAUCGUCGCGAUGGCGAGCGCGCACGAUGACAGCAUCGUGCGUGCUGAGCAAGUUCUGACCAGCGAGGAUGAAAGAUAUGCAGCGGUACAUUUGAACGAGACCAACGAGACGAAAGAGAGCGCAGUCGUGGAGAUCAGACGCUGGAUUGAGGAGAGCGACAACUUGCGCGUGCGAACCGAUGAUUUCUUUAUCCUGCGAUUUUUGAGAACUUGCAAGUUUAAUGUCGAGAAAACUAAAAUGAGGAUGCAAAAUUAUUAUAAACAACGAUCUGAUUUACCAGAAUGGUUCAUGAAUAAGGAUCCAUUUCAAUCGGAACUGCAGGAGUUACUUAAUAUGGGAUUAUUUUUACCCUUGCGAAAGCGAGACAAUCAAGGAAGAGUGGUUAUCAUCAUACGUGGCACUCGGCACGAUCCGAGAAUACACAAAAUAUCGGACAUAUGUAAGAUUGGUGUGCUGGCGACAGAAAUGGCGACGAAGAAUUACAACGCGAUAUCCGUGUACGGUAUUGCAUUGUUUAUAGACGUGGCCAAUCCAACAAUGCGUCACGCUGUUCAAAUGCGACCCCAUGUAAUAAUGAAUUUAGUCCACUGUUGGCAGAGCUCUUAUCCUAUAAGAGUUUCCGUUUUGAACAUAAUUAACGCGCCGGAAUAUGUCAACGUUGUCCUAAAGAUUUUCAGGUCUUUCAUGAACGAGAAGAUGAAGAGCAGAUUGAACGUUUAUACGCAAAAAACGAUGCAGGAUUGUUUCAAGGAUAUCCCAGUUAACAUCUUGCCCGUCGAGUAUGGUGGCACUGAUGGUACACUUCAGGAGUUAACAGAAUAUUGGAAGAACCUGAUCGAGGAAAAUCGCGAUUGGCUUAUUAGUGACGAGAAUGACCAACUUAUCGUUUCGAAGCAGUAGAUUCAGAAUUGAUAUAAAAUAUUUACUUUUAAUAGUUGAAUGUAUUUACUAUUAUAUAGA